UAAAUCCGUCACCACCGUAUGAAACAUACCUGACGCGUACGGCUCUCCUUCUUUACCCUCAGAUGACUUUAGUGUGUUGAUUCUCCAACCAGGUUAUCGGACGAUUAAUGGCGCGCGGACGCGUGUCGCUAUCAGCUUCAUCGCCUUAUCACUUAGUUUGAGUGGAGGUAAAUAGAGGUUUUGAGGCUUGCCAAGAAGUGUGAUGUAAAGCUCGAUAGUUCGCUACUCUGGUGAUAACUGUAGCUCCCAGGAACUCAGGAUGUACUCUAGUUUACGCGCGCCAGGGGAGAGCGUAUCAUAGGAUUGGAUGCACACAGAUCGGAUGCACCUAAACUCUUUCACAUUACGAUCUAUCAUUAAAUAGUCAACAUGUUUUCUGUCAUGUUUUUUAAAGAUGUUGCGUUCGUUUUCGAAUGUUUCGCAGUUUUGGACUGUUUACUGUGCUGCUGAUGGUAUUGGAGUGGACCAGUCCAGGACUGCCCUCUCCUCUGUGGCCCAUUUGUGACCUCAGUGCCCUCGACCACUUCAUCAAGAAGGCACAGGAGGCUGAGGCCGCCAUGAGGAGCUGCAAGGAAGAGUGCCUCCUCUCCGUGCCCCUGACGGUUCCUCAGCCCAGUGUAGACUACAACGCCUGGAGGAAAAAGGAUUCACAGCAGCAGGCCCAGGAGGUGCAGUCAGGCCUGUGGCUGUUGUCUCAAGCCCUGCAGUCUCUGAAAGCCUCCAUCAGCAACGCGGCGCUACACUCCCACAUAGACAACAGCCUGGGCAACAUCAUCAGCAUUGGGCAGGUGCUGCGCAGUCUCAGCAUCCCGGAGUACACCCCCACAGGAGCUGGCUCGGCCUCCCAGGACACGUGGCGUGUCUCCUCGGCCUCCACACUCUUCCAGGUCCACUUCAACUUCCUGCGAGGGAAGGUCCGCCUCCUGAUAUCCCACGCGGCAGUCUGCCAACAAGCCUUCAGCUGAUUGGGUGCCAGCGUGGACCGGGGGCGCAAGCUGAUUGGAGCAGCCCGUGUCGAGGGGGUGGUACGUGGGACCAGGGAGGUUGCUGGUUGGACAGGACUCAGGGAGCUUUUGUCUGCUCAGAGACAUGGACAGACUUUUUAACCCACGGGACGGGGCAUGUGUCUCUCUGUAUGGCGUGUGUGUGUAUUAGAGACUUUACGCACUGCGUGCGUGUGUGUGUAUGUGCGUGUGUGUGUGUCUCACCAUGGCGGCCUCUGCCUCUUGUGCCUUCUUGAUGAAGGGGUCGAGGGCACGGAGGUCACAAAGGGAUAUGUUCAUUUGUCAGGCCCACCAGCCAGCCAGCCAUUGACCAGCCACAAGCCCUCCCUGCUACAUCAUAUGCACCGGCCAUCAUACACACCGUAUACUGGAAUGCACUGUUUAACCCGUACCCGUCAAUCAGAGACAGCCAGCCAAUCCCUAGCUGGGAAGAUUGACAGGCAAUCAAACCCCACCCGCUCUGUACUGUUCCUUUAGUUUGGAUGUUGUGUUGUAAAUGAAUUGUACUUCAUUGACUGCUGUUGUUAACUGUUGUUAUGUUAUUUAUACAUUAGAUGUAUGUUUCUAAUAGUCAAAAAUAUAGAAAGGGCUUAAUGAUCAAUGCCUUUCUCGUGUAGGAUAAACCAGGGCACUUUGUGUGCGCUGGUAGAUGUGUAUGAUGUGACUACGCUGCUACGUACCUGAUGUGAGUGUGUAAGAUAGUGGAACGUUAAGUGUGUGUCAUCUCGGGAACUCAACGCUGACGACGUUGAUGUUGAAAAAAGGCAACGGGAGGUCAUCUCGGGUGAAGGAGGACAAGAGAGAGUGCAGGAGAGUGUGAGAGACACGUGGAAAAUGUGUGUGAGAGGCGUGUGUGCAGCACAGAGUGAAUGUGUGCAUGUGUGUGUGAGAGAGAGAAAGGGAGAGCCAGAGAUACUGUAAUGGAAAGCAUGGAGGGUCUACGUGAGAAGAGCUUAACCCCUUUGUCAGUUAUCGGUCGACAGGGCCGCCUCAGGCAUGCGGGAACGCUAUGACACCGCUUGACGCAGAUAGCACCAGGGCCAGAAUAAAUACUGAUUGCACAUCCUUACUCUCACACGAGUAGUUUUAGAAUUAGUCUCGAAUCCCUCUCUCUCUCUCACAGUCUCCCAAGGGUUUUAGCUUAGGAAUGUUUGGUUCAUUAACGAGGACGAAUGUGUUUUGUCGUUUGUUUGUGCUUUGUGUGAAGACGGUUUUGUUUGCACUGUUGAUUUUGUGGUGUUGUUACUGUGUGGUUCUUUGUUUUUUCCUUGUUGUUGUUAUUAUUAUUGUUUUUUAAGUGGCCAUCAGUCACCCAGCAGAUAUUUGGGAAGGAAGUUUGUAAAUGUCAUUUCCUGUUUGUAGUGUUGUUUGCUCCCUAAAUCACCAAGCCAAUUUGGUAUUUAAAAGAAAAAUAUUAUUCUUAGAUAAAAAAAAGACUCAUGAAAACACGCAGAGAGGACAUUUUUGUGUGUGAUAAGUGCGUCAUGUUGUUCUUUUUGAGAGGUUGUGAGAAACGCUCAGUUAGGGGUCAACCUCAAAGCACCUGCUCCUGCGAACCCAGAGACCCCCGAUCCCACGCAGGUCCACCAUCGAACAGUCCAGAAACUUCUGGAAUUAUGGGACAGCUUAACCUCUUGUAAAGGAUGGUCCAGUGUACCCUACGCUAAAGGUGAAAAAGGAAAUAUUGAAGCACCUUCCCUUAGCAUUUACAGAAGUUGACCAGCUUUCAUCAUGGCUGCCACUUUCGGUUCAUUUCACGCACUUUGAAACCUUCCUAAGCAAAAAAAGACUGUCCGACCGCAGCCGGUGUCUGUGAUGGCACUGGUUCACACUGGCACCUUGUGGACACACUAUACUAUAUCAGACAAUUUAAAGUUACAGGCGGCUUGAACCGAACCAUACACUAUUCCAGCCAAUCAACACGUUGCUUCAGGAGCAUGGAGGCUAGGGGUGUCAUUUGAUCGGCUGUUGACCUCAAACAUCAACAACUUUUCACCAGAAUCUCGGACUGUACCUUUAACCUGCCCACCUCGUUAUCAGUGAG
Clupea harengus (Atlantic herring) is the source of this 3048-nucleotide messenger RNA. RefSeq names its product erythropoietin a (gene epoa). Gene Ontology annotation, biological process: nucleate erythrocyte development. Gene Ontology annotation, cellular component: extracellular region. Lineage: Eukaryota; Metazoa; Chordata; Actinopteri; Clupeiformes; Clupeidae. Gene Ontology annotation, molecular function: cytokine activity; erythropoietin receptor binding; hormone activity. The record is from RefSeq and is a predicted model, not a curated record.